Crotalus tigris (Tiger rattlesnake) is the source of this 2790-nucleotide messenger RNA. RefSeq names its product hyaluronidase 1 (gene HYAL1). The record is from RefSeq and is a predicted model, not a curated record. The coding region runs from base 815 to 2170 and encodes 451 amino acids. NCBI's taxonomy places the organism in Eukaryota, Metazoa, Chordata, Lepidosauria, Squamata, Viperidae. Gene Ontology annotation, molecular function: hyalurononglucosaminidase activity. The transcript is spliced from 5 exons. Gene Ontology annotation, biological process: carbohydrate metabolic process; hyaluronan catabolic process.
CCUCAGGCUGCGGGGAGCGGAGGGGGAGAGCUUUGUGCUGCCCUCUACCGAUCAAUGUCCUGGAAAGGCGAGCUCGCUUUCUCUUGCCCAGGCCGGAGAAGCGGGCGGGGCAAAUUUCCCCGUAUGUGAGACCGGUCGUCCACCCACAGUCCCCCGCUGCCGGAUUUUCCCUGCCAUACUGUAUAACUUUCUUAAAAGUUUACUUGAUGCAGAAUGCGGAUCCUUCCCGUUGGGGUCGAGAUCUCGAUUCCGCCCUGGGGGAAACUGAACCGAAGGCUGACCGUCAGCAGCAGUGACUGCAGGCCCGCGCCCUCGCUCUCGCGCCCUGCCCUAAGCAGGCAUGGGAUUUGAAGCGCCUCGAACGACCUUGCGGGCCUGCUCUCCGACAAACCACGAUAGAGCCGAUUGGAUUAACCUGGGACCUUUUCCAGCGGCCUCCUCCUUCAAAAAAAACAAAAACAAAAGGCGCCCUUUCACACACACCCCUUUUCUUUGAGACGCCAGACCAGCCUGCAUUCAUGUGCCUCAUCUACUCGUGUUGGAAGGGACGUCCCCUCUUAGCCCUUAUAAAUUUGGCAAGCUAGGAGGGUUGCGCGUUAUUGAUUCCUCGGCUGCAGGGGCGGGUGAGCGGCUCGCGUGCACUCGAGGCAUUUGCUAGCUGGAGAUGGCAAACAUAUCCAAGACACUGUCCUCUUCUUAUUUUCUCUGCAACAACAACUCUGAGAGAAAGAACUACAGUACAGUCAUUCUUUUGCACAAUUCUACCAGAAAAGCAGAAAAGACUUGAGCAUUUUGCUGGAAAAUAGGUUGCAAAAUGGAGAUGCGCAUGAAAUACUUGACUUUGUGUUUUGGCUUACUAAAUGUUUUCCUAAUGGUUUGGAACCAUAACAUGACUGAAGGAUCCCAAGCAAUAUUGGGCCAUCCAUUCAUCUCAGUCUGGAAUGCACCAACUCAAAUAUGCCAAGAAAGAUACGGAAUAUCCCUUGACUUGAGAAUUUUUGAUGUGAUUGUCAACCCGAAUGACUCAUUUAUAGGGAAGGACAUUACCCUCUUCUAUAGUAAUAAAUUCGGAAAGUAUCCACAUUACACCAAGGAUGGAGUUGCCAUCUAUGGCGGUCUCCCUCAAAAUGCUAGUCUAAAAGCUCAUCUCCAGAAGACUGGACAAGAUAUUAAAAAUACCAUUUUGGAUGUUGGCUUCAAAGGUCUGGCAGUUGUGGACUGGGAACACUGGCGUCCCUUAUGGAUUCGGAACUGGAGUUCUAUGAAAAUCUACCAGUAUAAAUCUAUACAGUUAGUUAAGGAGCAGCAUCCUGAUUGGCCUGCUGACAAAGUGAUCAAAGCGGCCCAGUUAGAAUUUCAACAAUCUGCUCGGGCAUUCAUGGAGCAGACAUUGGCCCUUAGUGAAACCCUCAGACCAAAAGGCUUCUGGGGCUUUUAUGGUUUCCCCAAUUGCUAUAACGAUGAGUACCAAUCUGUCAAUUAUACUGGAGAAUGCCCAGAGAUUGAGAAACAGAGGAACAACGAAUUGUACUGGCUCUGGAAGCAAAGCCGGGCUCUCUAUCCCAGCAUUUACCUCCCCAACAGUCUCAGACUGACUCACAAAACACUUGAAUAUGUUCGUCAUCGAAUCGAGGAGGCCUUCAGGGUUUUGAAGUGGACACAGAAUGACAUCCCUGUCUUACCUUAUACUACCACUGUAUAUGACUUUACUCAUAACUUCAUCACACAGGAAGACCUGGUCCACACCAUUGGUGAGAGUGCUUCUCAAGGUGCUGCUGGGGUUAUCUUGUGGGGUAGUACAAAUUUCAGUAAAUCUCGGGAAGCCUGCCUUGAAGUGAAGGAGUAUGUGGACAAGCUCCUUGGCCCAUACAUUAUGAAUGUGACCAGCAGUACUAGGCUUUGUAGUGAAAUACUUUGCUCAAAGAAUGGCCGCUGCGUGCGGCAGCAGAAUCACCCAGAAGCCUUCCUGCAUCUCAGUUCUGCCAGCUUCACUAUUAAGAAGCAUAAUGUUGCCCCAGGCUUUAUUUUGAUUGGCCAGGUGUCAAUGGAAAAUCAAAUGAAAAUGGCCCAAACAUUCACAUGUCAAUGCUAUGAUGGCUGGAAAGGAUUGCAUUGUGAGAAGAAGUCAAUCCACAAUGAGGUAUUCAGUUCUCAGUUUCAUGAUAUAUAAUACAUGUCAACAAGAAAAGCUCAACCUGCAGAAUUAGACUGUAUAAAAUUAAUAUCUGCUCAAUAUCUGAUUAACAUUGAACUGGUGCUCUGAGAGAUUAUAGGUUACAUUACCAUCAGCCAAGCUGGUUCAGAAUUCUGGUAGCUGCUGUCCCAUUGCAUAUGAAGGGCAGAGGUGGCGGAAAAUUGGGCUUCACCUUUUUGCAAUGAUAGUCAAAGGCAGUUUUUUCCCCCCUCUUCUGUCAAGUGCAAGCAGAAAUCCUUCUAGAAAUGGUUGUCUGCAGUCUUUUUGCUUGUGUACUUAAUACAGUUUUACCUUGCAGCAUAAAAAAGCUGGCAUGCCUUUUCUUUUGAUCAUGGUAUGAAUACAGACAACAAGUGUGCUUUUCUUAUGAAUAUAUUUGCUUUCAUUUCCAUCUGAAGAAGUAACAUCAGUUCAGUGACAUCUUUGUGAUGAUAUGAUGACACACGCAGAGAGAUGCAUGCUCAGGAGAGAAGACACACUUCAUUUCUUUGGGAAACCCAUAGUUUAUUCUUAUAGUUGUAUGAUGAGCGUUUUGAAGGAAGAUGGCACUGUCACCCAUCAAUUGCCUUUAAAAUAAAUGAAAAUAUGUCUGCAUA